AUGCUGCUGACUUACCUUGUCACAGUCCUGUUCAAGCUCAAACCCAACACCGACUCAUCCCGAACCUCGGAGAUGCGAGCCGCAGGCGACGCAAUGGUCCGUGUCGUCCCGGGCCUCAGGUCCUUUACCCUUGGCCCGCCGCUUGCAAGCACGGCGCACCGUGCGCAGGGCUUCGAUAUGGCGCUGAUGACGGUGAUGGACACCGAGGAACAGGUACUGGCUUACGCGGGCCAUCCCGCGCACCUCAAGCUCCAUAAGAUUCGGGAAGCCGUUUGCACGGAAACUCUGGCGUACGAUCUGGUCGUGCCUUGA
Molecule: messenger RNA, 312 nt
Organism: Colletotrichum gloeosporioides
Lineage: Eukaryota; Fungi; Ascomycota; Sordariomycetes; Glomerellales; Glomerellaceae
Exons: 2
Coding region: 1-312 (103 amino acids)
Source: RefSeq, a predicted model, not a curated record